AUGCAGGCGUUGAAAAAGAGGAAGCUGGCUCACGCAGCUCGGCCAGAUUCUACCAAAAGCAAUCCCGAAACAUCAGGCUCCAAGUCUGUGGAGCAAUCGCAGGAUCAAUUGACCUCUGAAGCCGGUGAACAGGGUGCCAAAAACCCACAAGAAGAGACUGCCACAAAGUCAUUCAAGGAUUUGGGGGUUAUAGACUCUCUAUGUGAGGCUUGUGAGGCUUUAGGCUAUAAGACACCCACUCCAAUUCAAACAGAAGCAAUCCCUCUUGCCCUGCAAGGCCGGGAUCUGAUCGGGUUGGCGGAGACAGGAAGCGGGAAGACAGCCGCAUUUGCCUUACCUAUUCUACAAGCUCUAAUGGAUAAACCACAAUCCCUAUUCGGCCUCGUACUCGCCCCAACUCGAGAGCUGGCAUACCAAAUAUCCGAAGCCUUCGAAGCUCUAGGAUCCCUUAUCUCAGUCCGCUGCGCCGUCAUAGUUGGCGGAAUGGACAUGGUCCCGCAAGCAAUCGCCCUCGGAAAGAAACCUCACAUCAUCGUCGCAACACCGGGCCGCCUCCUCGACCACCUCGAGAACACAAAAGGCUUCUCCCUCCGCAACCUCAAAUACCUUGUCAUGGACGAAGCUGACCGUCUCCUCGACCUUGACUUCGGCCCCAUCCUCGACAAGAUCCUCAAAGUCCUCCCCCGUGAACGCCGCACAUAUCUUUUCUCCGCAACAAUGAGCUCAAAAGUCGAAUCCCUCCAGCGCGCCUCCCUCUCCAAUCCGCUCCGCGUCUCCAUCUCCAGCAGCAAAUACCAAACAGUCUCCACCUUACUCCAAACUUUCCUCUUCAUCCCCCAUAAAUACAAAGACAUCUACCUCGUGUACCUCCUCAACGAGUUCGCCGGCCAGUCCGCUAUCAUCUUCACACGCACAGUCAACGAAACCCAACGCCUCGCCAUCUUGCUCCGCGCUCUGGGCUUCGGCGCGAUCCCGCUCCACGGCCAGCUCUCCCAGUCCUACCGACUAGGCGCACUAGGUAAAUUCCGCUCGCGCAGCCGCGACAUCCUCGUCGCCACCGAUGUUGCGGCACGGGGUCUCGACAUCCCCUCCGUCGACGUGGUGCUCAAUUUCGACCUCCCGCCAGACAGCAAGACAUACAUCCAUCGUGUAGGCCGGACCGCACGAGCUGGAAAGAGUGGGCAUGCGUUUAGUUUUGUGACACAGUAUGACCUGGAGGUCUGGCUGCGGAUUGAGAAUGCGCUGGAUAAGAAGUUGGAGGAGUAUAAGGUUGAGAAAGAGGAGGUGAUGGUGCUGAGUGAUAGGGUUGGUGAGGCGCAGAGGCAUGCCAUAACGGAGAUGAAGAACUUGCAUGAGAAUAGGGGUACUAAGGGGGCUACAUUGAGGGGCAGGAGGCCAGCGAAGGCAUCGAAACGGGGGAGGGAUGAGAUGGAUCGUGAGGAGGGGUAG
This is a messenger RNA of Paracoccidioides brasiliensis Pb18, 1449 nucleotides long. RefSeq names its product ATP-dependent rRNA helicase RRP3. Gene Ontology annotation, molecular function: ATP binding; RNA helicase activity; nucleic acid binding. The transcript has 2 exons. Bases 1 to 1449 code for a protein of 482 amino acids. The record is from RefSeq and is a predicted model, not a curated record.